AUGGAUAGCGGCAUUUCAUCUGCAGGCCACCACCAGGCCAAACCAGGCUCCGGCGGCGCCUUAGGCACAACCGCAACCACAGCCACCCUAUCAUCCUCAUCCCCGCCUCCAGCCUCAUCCUCAGCAGGUUCCUCUCACCCGUCCCCCUCAGCCGCCUCGGGUACCACCACCGAAGAACAGCACCGCGAGCUGGACGAACUGCUCUCAGAUAUGCUGCUGACCGUCCAGUCGAUCCCCGACGUGCAGACGACGGCUAGCAGGCAGCACCAAGCGCGGUACGGCUCGCAGAAUCACGCAGCAGCGAGCGGGGAGGACGAACAAGGGAUACCGUACCAUGCUAGGCAGACCAGUCAGCCGUUCAGUUACGGUGUCAACGCCACCAUGAUCGGCGAUUCGAAGAAGCUAAGCAGUCCCAGCCUGGUUCGAAAAGCGACCGUGAACCGCAGCCAUGGUGAUACGCUGCAAAAAGUGCAAGCCCAGGUGUGUCCAGACUUCAACUCGAAGUCCAACUCGUACAACAACUACGGCUACUCGAAAUCCCCCUACCACAACAAUUCUCAUUCGUAUUCGUCUUCUCCUGCCAAAUACGACCCCAUCGAUGAUAUUUUCACCAGCAGUGCUCUUAACGCCAAACCCAAGAAGAACCUUAGCAGAGAUGAGUACUACAGAGAAGAAACGAAACGGUACGAUCCUCUGAAAAGAAGUUUGACAGAAGGUACCAUCCAAAGGAACCGAGAGAAAAUUUACAAAGACCCAAUAGGAACUUAUUCGGAUACCGAAAGUCUUUCACCACCUGGUCAAUUUAGGAACAAUACUAGGUCACCUGAGUUCCAUGAAACGUACGCAACUGGAAGCAACUUAACAUGGCUUCAACGGCAGCAACAGAAACUGAAAGAGCGUCGAGAAUUGCAGCUCAGAGAAGAACGGCAGCCUCACGAAACUCGGCUGCUAUCAGAAUUGAAACGUGUACAAAGUAGACAUAUGAGACCUACGGCUAGUCAUAGGCUAGAUGGAUAUACCAGUGACACAACAGCUUUUGCUGACGAUGAUGAUGAUUACACCAUCCCUUUACAUAUCAACACCACCCAAAAAACUGGCACAUUAGGUUCAACUUCCAGUUACAGUACUCUAAAGUCUAAUUAUAGCGGUACGAAAGAAAGGCCGUUCAUGAGUGUCAAAAGGGCACAUGACUUCAAUUCACAGAACCGCGAUCACCAAACGGCAGCCCAACUCCUAGCAGCCAAUCCUCUAGGCCACGCACUUCGCACCCCUCCAGACUCUGGUCUCCUGUCAACUGUGGAGGACCACUACAAAGUUUCAGGCACAACCAAUGGAGGGCUGACCACGGUGGGUAUCACCUCCUCCUCUGAGGACUCGCCUCCCUCCUCAACGUCUACCGACCAGCACCACCAGCAAGACAGCGCGCACCGACUAAACGCACUCAACGAUCUUAUUGCUAACCUAUCAGGCAGCGGCUCUGAUCACUCUAGUAACAGUCCUAACAGCACCACUUGCGCCGCAUGGCAGUAUCGAGAAGAAGGUCACGUGUGGCAAGCACAGUCGCUCAGCGAAGUUGACAGCAGUUCGUCUCCUAGACCCCAAACUCCAGCGUUCCCAGUUGCCAGGACACCCUACAUGAACAAUACCCCCACCCCAACGCCAACAGUACAGUUCGACUUGCCGUCCGAGAGGUUGCCUCCCAAGAGUCCGAAUACCCAGCGCCGUCUGAGUUUUCCCUCAUCGACUAAAAAUUUGAAGUGGUCACUUUCUCCAGAAAGAAAGGACCGACCUACUUCUCCCUCGGACUUCACGAAUGGCUCGAUCACAGAGUACAGUCACGUUACGCAUCGUAGCAUCUCCGCCACUCCGACCUCAGGCCACAGGGACAUCUCAGAGACGUACCAGCAUAGUCCGAAGAGUCCCAGUUACAACGGACCUUCAUCACCCACGGUUUAUUACGAUACGUCUCGUAGAAGUUCUCUGACUUCAAGCAACGAAUCGCCACAUGAAGUAUCUGCUGCUAAUGUGAAAUUUGUCAGAGAUACGUCCAAAUAUUGGUAUAAGCCUACAAUAUCUAGAGAACAAGCUAUCCUGAUGCUUCGCGACAAACCUCCAGGCACCUUCGUCGUACGGGACUCAAACUCUUUUCCAGGAGCGUUCGGUCUGGCGGUACGCGUAGCCAUUGUACCUCCCACUGCUCCCACUAGAUCAGGAAGUGCUGAUGACCUCAUCAGGCAUUUCCUCAUUGAACCAACAUCACGGGGAGUCAGGCUCAAAGGAUGUCAAGGAGAACCAGUAUUCAGUUCGCUGUCUGCAUUGAUAUAUCAACACUCGAUUACACCAAUGGCGUUACCUUGCCGAUUAUUGUUGCCUCAAGAAGAUUUCAUCAGUUCAGAUAGACAAGGACAACAUUCGCUGUAUACUCAGGGAGCUGCUUGCAACGUACUGUAUCUGAAUAGUGUAGAUAUGGAGUCUUUAACAGGUCCCCAAGCCGUGAAGAAAGCAGUGAUGACCCUUUUCCAAAAAUCACCAACGCCUACGACCGCUGUAGUCCAUUUCAAAGUGAACGACCAAGGAGUCACGUUAACAGACAAUAAGAGAAAAUUAUUCUUCAGAAGGCACUAUCCUAUCCCCACUGUAUCUUACUGUGGCAUUGAUCCUGAAGAAAGAAGGUGGUUAGUAAAUGCUGAAGAUGCGGGAGGUGUCAAGAGUUCCAAUCGCAUAUUCGGCUUUGUAGCAAGAAAAUCGAACGUUAGCAACCCCGACAACCAGUGCCAUCUAUUCGCCGAACUGGAACCAGAGCAACCGGCCACGGCCAUUGUAAACUUCCUUAACAAGAUUCUCAGCUCCAGCGGCAUCAAACCUAAUAUUGUAUAAAGCUAUUUUGUAGAUUGUUUAAUGCACACGGAGGAAAUGAACUACAUCACAAAACGAUUUUUGAAGGAUGAAAAAAUUAGGUCAAAUGAUGAAAGGCUAGCUUGUGAUGAAUAUGUUUAUUAAAAUUUGAGCAAAUAUGGUCAACCGCAAUAAAUGACAACUGCGACUGGGGGUUUUUAACUGUCAGACUCAACAAAAACAGGCAAGUUAAACGCCGUGGUCCACGUAAAAUUUGAAAUGUUUGACUAAUAGUUAGGGGCAGAACAAAAUGGUUGGGAAUUGUUGAAGAAGGUUCGUUCCAAAUCGAUGAAUAUAUAUCUUUGCAAAUGCAAUAAACUGUUUUAAUGAACCUUUUGAAAUGAUUCAAAAACCAUUGAGAUAAAAAAAACUCGAGAAGGGCACGUUUGUAGAAAAUAAAUAAAAUUUCCGCUCUACUAGUUGAGGUUAACUGGUUCAACUUCAGUUUCAAGAUUUGUCUCACACAUACAGGUCAAGUUUCAAUGCAAAAAAAUAUUUUAAACGAUUUUGUCGAAAGUUAAAAAUAACAUCCUCAGUCUGCCUUAAUGAACAAUUUCCGAUAAGUUUUUUAAUUGCCCCUUUUCUAAAGCUCUAUGUGGUGGACUAUACAUAGACAUUGUAAAUAAUCCAAAAUAGAUUUUGGAAUAAUAUAGUAUACUCAAUAAAAAUAAUUUUAAAAAAAAAUAAAUUAUCACUAUGACCAGCCUUUCAAUAUUUGAACAGUUAUGUUCUAAUAAUCGGUCAGUAUUUGCGACAUACUUAUGGUUGAUUCUAAAAUAAUUGCCGAAAAUUUUGACAGCUAGUCCAUUUUUAUCAUUUUAAAGCGUAGUUUUUAAGAAAUUUUAUUUUAAUUUCGAAACUUUAUUGUACCCUGUACAUGUACAUAUAUUUACAUACAUAUUUAUGUGUUGAGAGAGAAAUUCAUUUGUGAAUUUUUUUAUUUAAACCAAAUGCUUAUGGAAACUGAUGACGUACAUACAUAAUAUGCAGCUACUGUUAACUGGUUCUUGUUAGUGUUAAAGUAUAUUAUGAAAUUUUAAGAUACCAAAUAUAUUGAAGAUAAAUAUAGAGCUUGAAUCAUCAAAAUAAUGUGGUGUGUCCAUAUCGUAUAAACAUUUAACUUUUUAAACAAUGGCGUGCAAAAAAAUAUCUCAUAGAUGCAAGAGUUGCUAAUUAUUUUGUCUUUCAAAUUAUUAAGCAUUUUUUAGUGCUUUUGUUACGAUUACUGAACGUAAGUGCAUUUAAGUUUAUGUUAAAAUAACUAACGUAUAUGUUCAAACUGAAAAAAAUAAAAUUUCUAGACAUCCAACAAAAAAGCUGUAAUACGUGACUAAUACUUAUAAAAAACACUUUUUGGUAACGAUGAAGAUUAUUUUUGUAUGUCAUUGUUAAACACAUAUUUAUUUUGUCACAUCGCUAACAAGACAUGAUCAGUCAUUAUUUUGUAAUCAGGGUAACUUCUUUAGACCUGUACUCACAUUUCUUGUUAACACUAUUAUAUUGAAUAUUUUAUUGUAUUUAACAUUGUAAUUUUCAUUUCAUCAAUAGUACAAAAGUAAUCAUUAAUCAAAAUGUCAAUCAAAUCUGUUAAUUAUAUAUUACUGUUAUCAUGUAAUAGGUAUUUAGAGUAUAUUAAAACAAAAUAUACAGAAACUAAUUUAAA
Messenger RNA from Acanthoscelides obtectus, 4558 nucleotides. The record is from the annotation of a GenBank genome assembly. NCBI's taxonomy places the organism in Eukaryota, Metazoa, Arthropoda, Insecta, Coleoptera, Chrysomelidae.